AUGUGCGACAAUGUUCGCCCUAGUAUUGUUUUUGGUUAUGAAGAUAGAUUUUUGAAUAGGAUGGGAGUUUUAGGUAAAUUUGAAUUGACUGUUAAUAAAGGAAAAACGAGAUUUAGGCCCGUUAAUGUGCUCGAUGUAGCGCAUGCACUUGAAUUAAUGUUAAAAGAUGAAUCAACCAUAGGACAAACUUAUGAAUUAUUUGGUCCAACAGAAUACACAAUGAAUCAACUUUAUGACAUUGCAGAUGAAAUUUUAAUAACUAGACGUACACGAAUCAAUGUACCAAAACCACUAGCAAUUGCCAUCACCAACCUACUACGAUUAUCACCAUGGCCAUUUAUAUCACCUGAUGAAAUUGUAAGAUAUUUUAUUGAUGAAAAGAUUUCAAACAGUAAAGAUGUAAAAACUUUUGAAGACUUAGGUGUCAUACCGUACACAUUGGAAGACACCGCUAUAGCAACUCUUAGAGAUCAUAGAAAAUCUGCCGUUUUUGAUCAACCUGUUACUCCAACUUUGAGUAGUAGUAAAAGUUGGGUUUUUACUAAUACUAUGGGAGAAAUGUUUGAAAAGUAG
Molecule: messenger RNA, 573 nt
Organism: Entrophospora sp. SA101
Lineage: Eukaryota; Fungi; Glomeromycota; Glomeromycetes; Entrophosporales; Entrophosporaceae
Source: the annotation of a GenBank genome assembly